AUGGACCCUAGCUUCAGAAAGCCAGACAUCCACGACAAGGAGAACUGCUCCCCCGAUUCAGCUCUUCUUCCUCCUCCUCCUACUCCAACCCCUCCACCACCCAAACCGGCCCCUACUACACCCCGCCAGCAAGCCUCCAUUCCGAUGGCUGAAGAAGAAGACUUUAGCUCCCUUCCCCUCCAGGAUAGGUUUACCCACAAGGUUUGGAAAGUCAGAAAACAGGCCUAUGAAGACGCCGCAAAAGCCUUCGCUGCUACUGCCGACGAGUACGACAAUGCCUUCAGACCCUUCCUCUCCGACUCGGGCCUCUGGAAAGGCGCCGUCGCCGAUUCCAACGUUGCUGCCCAACAAGAUGGUCUGGCGGCGUACUGCGCGUUUCUCAAAUUCGGAGGAAAGGAACACUGCACAAGGACGCGCGGAACUACGAUAGGGCCUAUCUGUGAAAAGGGUUUGCCGUCAACGCGUGCCGCUGCCAAGGAGUCAUCUCUCGAAGCCCUUCUACUACUCGUCGAACUCGAUGUUGCCGCCCCAGUCAUCGAAGAGAUUAUCCCGGCGCUUGCCAACAAGCAACCAAAGGUUGUCGCAGCGGCUAUUACCGCCCUGACCGCAAUUUACCACAACUUCGGAUGCAAGACCGUCGACCCCAAGCCCGUGUUGAAGGUCCUCCCCAAGGCAUUUGGUCAUGCCGACAAGAAUGUCCGUGCUGCCGCGACGAACCUUGCCGUCGAAUUCUACCGAUGGCUGCGCGAAGCCAUGAAGCCCAUGUUCUGGGGCGACUUGAAACCCACUCAGCAGACCGACCUCGAGGCGCAAUUCGAAAAGAUCAAGGCCGAGCCAGCUCCGAAGCAAGAACGAUUCUUGCGCUCACAACAAGCCGCCAUGGCACGUGCGCCCCCACCCGGAGCCGACGACGAGUACGAUGAUGGUGGAGACUAUGGCGAGGAACCAGCCGAGAUGGACGCCUUCGACCUGGCGGAACCCCAGGAUGUCUUUGGCAAGAUCCCCGCCAACUUUAACGAAGCCUUGGCCUCGUCCAAAUGGAAGGAGAGAAAGGAAGCAGUGGAAGGUCUCUACGCGGCAAUCAACGUGCCAAGAAUCAAGGAUGGCGACUUCAACGAGAUCAACCGAGGGCUGGCAAAGUGCAUGAAGGACGCCAACGUUGCUGUUGUGACUCAAGCCGCGCAGUGUAUCGAGGUCUUGGCCAAGGGAUUGCGGCAAGGCUACGCAAAACACCGCACUACUGUGAUGCAACCCAUCAUGGAACGCUUGAAGGAGAAGAAGGCAACGGUGGCAGAUGCUCUCGGCGCUGCGCUUGACCAAGUCUUCCUGGCUACAAGUCUGACUGACUGUCUUGAGGACAUCAAUACCUACCUCGUCCACAAGAACCCCCAGAUCAAGGAGGGCACUAUGAAGUUCUUGAUUCGUUGCCUCAGAACGACACGCGAUGUGCCGAGCAAGCCCGAGAUCGCGUCCAUUGUCGAGGCAGGCAAGAAACUGUUGACCGAGUCCAGCGAGGGCCUCCGUUCAGGCGGUGCUGAGAUUUUGGGCACUGUCAUGAAGAUCAUUGGCGAGCGCGGUAUGGGUCCGCACAUGGAAGGCCUAGAUGAUAUCCGCAAGACGAAAAUCAAAGAAUUCUUCGAGACGGCUGAAGUCAAGGCAAAGGAGAAGCCGAAGGCACCCCCGCCAGCUGCCAAGGCACCGCCCCCGAAGAAGGUCGUCGGAGGGAAGAAGCCCCUGGGCAUGAAGAGACCGGCCAUGCCGGCGGCAAGCGCUCCGCCGCCCGCCGACCCGGAACCCCUCUCCCCACAAGCUUCAUCUCGUCCCAAACCCGCAGGCACCAAGAUGGGCAUGCCGAAGCCGUCGGGCUUGGCCGGCCUCAAAUCCAAGCGCCCUCUCGGUGCACCAGCGGCGGCCGGAUCCCCUCGACGCCCUGCUGCCGCACCAAUUAUGCCCGACGAUGAUGAGCCUGCUCCUCCCCCGCCUCAGCCUCGCAUUGGCCUUGGCAGAGGUGGUCUUGCAGGACGAUCUCUUGCGAAACCUGCUGCCGCUCCUGUUCAGAUGCCUCCUGCAUCGCCGCCGCCUUCCAGCGGACUCACGGCAAUGGAGCGGGCUGAACUCGAAGAACUCAGAUCGGCAAACGAGCGCCUGACACGCCAAGUGGAGGAAAUGAGGCAUGAAAGGAGCAAGUACAUGUCUGAGAUUCAAGAGUUGAAGAACCAAAAUGCGGGUUUGAUUGAAGACCAUACCCGUGAUGUCCUCAGCAUCAAGGCCAAGGAGACGCAGUUGGUUCGUGCAAGAAGUGAUGCAGAGGCCACGGAGUCGACGAACGAUCGCCUCAGACGGGAGCUGGAUCGCCUUAAGAGAGCGCUCAACCACGCCGAGGCCCUGAACUCAAGGACAGGCAUGGGCAGCCCAGGUCUUGCUUCGCCUACGCACGACGACGCCGGUAUCUACCGCGACGCAUCCUACGGUUCAUCUUCUGCUCGACACAACCGUGUUAGUUACGCCAGCAACAUGUCUGAGGAGAAGGAGAACGGAGACCAUCACUACCCUCGCUCAAAGGCACUCAGUCCCGAGCUUAGGUAUACGGGCAGUGCAUCUUCCGGACGUGGCAGCCCUGCUAGAGGCUACAGGAGUUCUGCGGCCACCCCCGUUGAUGAUAUACCGGCACCGUCAUACUCGUCUGGCGGCGGCGGUGGAGGCGGUGGCAUGAACUCGAAUAACAACGGUGUGGAAAGCUGGAAGCGUGCAGCUGAAGUGACCAGCCAACUGAAAGCCAGGAUUGAACAAAUGAAGGCGAAACAAGGAUUUGCCCGUCCUUGA
This is a messenger RNA of Colletotrichum abscissum, 2823 nucleotides long. Its product is annotated as spindle pole body component alp14. The transcript is spliced from 5 exons. The record is from RefSeq and is a predicted model, not a curated record. The coding region runs from base 1 to 2823 and encodes 940 amino acids. NCBI's taxonomy places the organism in Eukaryota, Fungi, Ascomycota, Sordariomycetes, Glomerellales, Glomerellaceae. Gene Ontology annotation, biological process: microtubule polymerization; establishment or maintenance of microtubule cytoskeleton polarity; mitotic spindle organization. Gene Ontology annotation, cellular component: spindle pole body; spindle pole; microtubule plus-end. Gene Ontology annotation, molecular function: microtubule plus-end binding; microtubule plus end polymerase activity.